Glycine soja is the source of this 1272-nucleotide messenger RNA. RefSeq names its product peptide chain release factor PrfB3, chloroplastic-like. Gene Ontology annotation, biological process: translational termination. The transcript is spliced from 6 exons. The record is from RefSeq and is a predicted model, not a curated record. Gene Ontology annotation, molecular function: translation release factor activity. Bases 1 to 1158 code for a protein of 385 amino acids. Lineage: Eukaryota; Viridiplantae; Streptophyta; Magnoliopsida; Fabales; Fabaceae.
AUGGAACGCGCCAAACCAAUGAAAACACCAAUGCACGCUUCCAAUCCUCUAAGCAGAGACGAAUCAGGUAAACCAAUAGAUUAUAUGAUCUAUGGAGGUUUAUUUUCUCUAAAAAGGAAAAUUGAAGAUGCAGUACAUCGUGCUGAAAAUUUUGCAUUGACAGCCUUGGAAGAAAUGGUAUGGGAUUUUGAUAUGUGGAAUGAUCCAGCUAAGUCCAAUGACAUCAUUGUCAAGUUGGAAAACAGUGCCAAAGUGGUUGAUUCUCUAAGGGACUUGAAAUACAAGGUAGAGGAAGCAAAGCUGAUCAAUCAGUUGGCUGAGAUAAAUGUUAUUGAUUAUGGUCUUUAUAAACAAGCAUAUGAAACAUCAUUGGAUGUGAGUGAGAUUCUAGAUCAGUAUGAGAUUUCUAAGCUUCUUAAAAGGCCUUUCGAUAUGGCAGGAGCAUGUUUGGUUAUAAAAGCUGGACCUAAUGGCAUCUAUUCAAAGCUCUGGGCAGAACAGAUCCUAAUCAUGUAUCUUAGAUGGGCCAAAAGACAAGGUUAUGCAGGAAGGAUUGUUGACAAGUGUUUGUUCAAGAAUGGAGGAAUUAAUUCUGCGAUUAUAGAGUUUGAAUUUGAGUGUGCAUAUGGAUAUCUUUCAGGGGAGAAAGGAGUUCACUACAUGAUAAGAGGUUCUCCAAAUGAAUCUUCUCAGCUUGAGGCUAGCUCAGCAACUGUAGAUGUUAUUCCCAUGUUCCUUGAGAAUGCUUGUGAUCUUGAAAUUGAUUCUGAGGAUUUGAUUAUCUCAUCUCCCUUGAUUCAUGGGGAAAACAAGAGACAAACUGAUCAUACAGUUUGCAUUCAGCAUAUACCUACUGGCAUAAGUGUCCAAUCCUCUGGUGAGAGAAGCUACUUUGCAAAUAAGAUGAAAGCACUAAACAGACUGAAAGCUAAACUUCUAGUGACAGCAAAGGAACAAAGAGUUGCAAGUAUAAAAAGUAUACGGAAGGAAAACAUCGUCAAUCUAUGGCAAGAAGAAUUUCGGAGGUACAUCUCUCAUCCGUACAAGUUAGUACACGAUGUAAAGACAGGCGUUGAGGUGCCAGACCUAAAUAAUGUUCUGGAGGGGAAUAUUGGACCUCUCAUUGUAGCUCAUAUUAAUAGCAGAGUCAUGUCAUAAGGUCAGAAUCCAUGUUCCUUAGGCCACCAUGUUCUCAUUUUGCAAUUGUUUAGCAUGAUAGACUUAGUAUUUUCACUUUUUCAAUCCUGCAGGAUUUACUUCUAUCCCUUAAUU